Molecule: messenger RNA, 1230 nt
Organism: Sphaerulina musiva SO2202
Lineage: Eukaryota; Fungi; Ascomycota; Dothideomycetes; Mycosphaerellales; Mycosphaerellaceae
Product: 2-dehydropantoate 2-reductase
Exons: 1
Coding region: 34-1068 (344 amino acids)
Biological process (GO): pantothenate biosynthetic process
Cellular component (GO): cytoplasm
Molecular function (GO): 2-dehydropantoate 2-reductase activity
Source: RefSeq, a predicted model, not a curated record
GAUGUCUCUUUCUUUCUUCCACACCUUCGCAUCAUGCCGACUCGUGUACUCAUAGUCGGCGCUGGCGCCAUCGGGGCUUUCUACGGAUCUCGACUCGCCACGGCCGCAAACACCGCAGUCUCGGCGCUGUGUCGUUCGAACUUCAAGGCCGUCAAAGCUAAUGGGUUCAAAGUGACUUCGCCCAAGUAUGGCGAACAGAUGUUCAAGCCAGAAUACGUUUUCAGCUCCCCGGAAGAUGCCAGAAAUGCCCACGUGAAGUGGGAUUAUCUGCUCGUGGCGACCAAAGCUUUGCCUGACGUGAGCGAUGACUCUGCUCUAUUGGAAGGACUAGUAUCGUCCGGAACCAGCAUUGUGCUCGUGCAGAACGGCUUAGGCGUAGAAGCGCCUUACCAAAAACGCUUCCCCGACGCUGCAAUAUUGAGUGCUGUCACGAUCGCGAGUGCUGCACAGCCGGAACAUGGGGUUGUUGCUCACAAUCGCUGGACAAGAAUAUCGAUAGGUCCAUAUCUGCCCCAUCUCGACCAGGGCGGAUCAGGACCUCAAGAAGGCGAUGGCACUGCUAUCGAGAAGAACGGCCAAUUAGUGAAAAUGCUGCACGAGGCUGGUAUAUCAGACGCUGAAGAGUACGACCACGCAGGUCUACAAUUCGUCCGCUGGCACAAGAUCGCCAUCAAUGCGGCCAUGAAUCCGUCUUCUGUUCUCUCGGGUGGAUGCGGCAACCAGGAAAUGUCUCUUGAUCCAGAGCUAUCUCGCCAUCUAACUGGCAUCAUCAACGAGGUCUUGGACACAGCACCGAAAGUACUGGGCAAGUCUCUACCUUCGAAGCUGGCGACAGCAGAAAAGAUUAUUGCGUCGACGCAGCGCAAUAGUUCCGGAAGCAAGCCGAGUAUGUGGGGAGACUGGUCCAAGGGUGCAAAAAUGGAGCUGGAAGUGAUACUGGGGAAUCCGAUUCGGAUCGCAAGAGAAAAGGGCAUUGAAAUGCCGAGGUUGCAGACCAUGUAUGCCUUGAUCAAGGCGGCGCAGAACAACAGGGACAAGGCGAAGACGAAGAAGGAUAGCAAGUUGUAGACUGUAGCAGCUACAACAACACUACAACAGCAGUCGUCUCGACACGAUGCAUCGGAUGUCUUCCCGCGGUCUGUUAGUUCACGUCCUGGCAGCAAGUAGCGCAUGCCACAGGCACAACUGGCCGACCAACAGCGCCGGCCAUUUCCUGUCACGCACGGAUUG